CGCGAUGUUUUGGCUACUCCUUCAGUACGCACAAGACGUAAACGACUCAGCAAACGACGCCACCUCCGUGUCGGAAACACCGACGAAGGACUCACCAGCUCACCGACUCUUCCCCAAGCGUGUCAUUUACUUCCUCUCAGCACUGAUGAUCGAACAUACGCUAGAACGAGCAUGGGGAAUGGGUUGGCGGCGUCUGAAUGUCGACAGUCCAUUUAACAGAUUUACCAUGGAUUUCUCUUUUGAUGAAGAUGUCAGUGAUGACCAGUGGCUUCUUCUCCCGGAACGAGACGUUCUGCAAAUGCUCGAAGAACAAUCGAACCGGCCGGCAACGAGGGACACAGUCAUCCCUAAACUCAGCAAGCUGCUUCGUUACCAUACGCCGAUAUACAAAUACUAUUUCGUGCCACGGAACAGCCUCCGAGACAAGGUCAUCAUCGAAAGACCGUAUCCUGGCCAUGCACCAAUUGUACACACUUAUCCGUUCUCAACACUUGGCCCUAUCACCAGCCACGCUCGACCUCAAUAUGUCAUAUGGGGCACCGUCAUGAAAUGGAAUACCUUCAAUAGCCCUGAAGACGAGGACAUGCGACUUGCUCUCCGUCAAAUACUUGCGUUAAAUGCUCCACAGCUUGGAGGCAGGGGCGAUAAAGCACUCAUCUUACUAUUGGUAUUCGUCUACGACUACUGGAAGGCUAAACGGCCCUUUCCUAACUUCUUUCACCACACUCGAGCGACGCGGCGUUUCCACGCAACCUACGGAGUUCCACCUGCAGUGGAUGAUCAUCAGGAAGCCUAUUUCUCUGGCGAAGAGUCUCACGGUCUGGAGCAAACUUCGGUUGACGCAGAACGAGUGGUGCAGUGGUGUACGGAGUCGGACCUUGCUGCUCGAGAAUCUGGGGGAUGGGAGACAUGUAUUUUGAAUGACCCGCAAAUCGCGGAUUACACCUCAGCCCCGGCUUCGGAUAAUGUACUUCCCCCUCUGACUGCCAAGACCUGGCGUGAAUGGCGGGCUUUGUGGAGACGUCCGCGCGGCAAGCGUUUCAACACCUCACGUUUCUCAAGUAACGACUGGGCCGCACUCGAGCAUCAUACGUACCUGCCGGUAGUGUCAUUGUAAACUGUAAAACAUAUUCAUUUGUCCUCGACGCAUCAAAUUGAAUGCUUGGAUCUUCUAAUUUCCGCUGAUCAUCACACAUACUGGUUAUCGUUGCGCUGUACGGCACACCUGUUUGUGCAGUAUUCCUAAAAUUUUAUUUGCUUACGUUAAUCAUCAUUGGAUAUCAUACAGCAAUUGGGACGAUUCUAUGUCAUUCAUCGCACUUGACUUUUUGCAAUACUUGAUUCAGGCGCAUUUCUCCG
Messenger RNA from Coniophora puteana RWD-64-598 SS2, 1359 nucleotides. RefSeq lists its product as uncharacterized. Bases 5 to 1117 code for a protein of 370 amino acids. Lineage: Eukaryota; Fungi; Basidiomycota; Agaricomycetes; Boletales; Coniophoraceae. The transcript is spliced from 4 exons. The record is from RefSeq and is a predicted model, not a curated record.